Dunckerocampus dactyliophorus (ringed pipefish) is the source of this 2807-nucleotide messenger RNA. RefSeq names its product cleavage stimulation factor, 3' pre-RNA, subunit 3 (gene cstf3). Gene Ontology annotation, biological process: mRNA 3'-end processing. NCBI's taxonomy places the organism in Eukaryota, Metazoa, Chordata, Actinopteri, Syngnathiformes, Syngnathidae. Gene Ontology annotation, cellular component: nucleus. The record is from RefSeq and is a predicted model, not a curated record. The coding region runs from base 170 to 2317 and encodes 715 amino acids. The transcript has 20 exons. Gene Ontology annotation, molecular function: mRNA binding; protein binding.
UUGAAAAUUGUGCUAGUCACCGAGCAGUCAGCCCUUUGAGGGAAACGUGAUAGCUCGGUUUGAAGAUAAUGCUUGUUACAUAGCUUGCUUUAAAGUUGACUACUACGUUGUCAUUUAUUCGUUAAACAUACUGAAAGUACUUCUCUAACCUCAUAUUACUCUUCCAGCCAUGUCUACCGAUGCAGCAGCCGACCAGGCAGCAGAAUAUGUCCCGGAGAAAGUGAAGAAGGCAGAGAAGAAGUUGGAAGAAAACCCGUAUGACCUUGACGCAUGGAGCAUUCUGAUUCGAGAAGCACAGAAUCAACCUAUUGAUAAAGCAAGGAAGACAUAUGAGCGACUUGUCACACAGUUUCCAAGUUCCGGCAGAUUCUGGAAACUGUUCAUUGAAGCUGAGAUAAAGGCUAAAAACUAUGACAAAGUAGAAAAGUUGUUCCAGAGAUGCCUCAUGAAAGUGUUGCACAUCGACCUAUGGAAGUGUUACCUCUCAUACGUGCGGGAGACCAAAGGAAAGCUGCCCAGCUACAAAGAGAAGAUGGCUCAGGCAUACGACUUUGCCCUGGAUAAAAUCGGCAUGGAAAUUAUGUCAUAUCAGAUUUGGGUGGAUUACAUCAACUUUCUCAAGGGAGUUGAGGCUGUGGGAUCAUACGCAGAAAACCAGCGCAUCACAGCAGUGAGGAGGGUGUACCAGAGGGGGUGUGUGAAUCCCAUGAUUAACAUCGAGCAGCUUUGGAGAGAUUAUAGCAAAUAUGAGGAGGGUAUCAAUAUACACUUGGCUAAAAAGAUGAUUGAGGAUCGAAGCAGAGACUACAUGAACGCAAGGAGAGUAGCCAAGGAGUACGAGACUGUGAUGAAAGGACUGGACAGGAACGCGCCGUCUGUGCCGCCCCAGAACUCUCCCCAGGAGGCCCAGCAAGUGGAAAUGUGGAAGAAGUACAUUCAGUGGGAGAAAAGCAAUCCACUGCGCACAGAGGACCAAACGCUUAUCACAAAGAGAGUGAUGUUUGCCUAUGAGCAGUGUCUGCUGGUGCUGGGCCACCAUCCUGAUGUGUGGUACGAGGCAGCUCAGUACCUGGAGCAGUCCAGCAAGUUGUUGGCAGAGAAAGGGGACAUGAAUAACUCUAAGCUGUUCAGUGAUGAGGCUGCUAACAUCUAUGAACGUGCUAUUGGGACACUACUGAAGAAGAACAUGCUUCUUUACUUCUCAUUUGCAGACUAUGAAGAGAGUCGUAUGAAGCACGAGAAGGUUCACAGCAUCUACAAUAAACUGCUGGCCGUAGAAGACAUCGACCCCACGCUGGUGUACAUCCAGUACAUGAAGUUCGCCAGACGGGCGGAGGGCAUCAAAUCGGGCCGCACCAUCUUCAAAAAGGCCAGAGAGGAUCCGCGCACACGCCACCACGUGUAUGUUACCGCAGCUCUGAUGGAGUACUACUGCAGCAAGGACAAAUCUGUGGCCUUUAAGAUUUUUGAGCUUGGUUUGAAGAAAUAUGGCGACAUUCCAGAGUACAUACUUGCAUACAUUGAUUACCUCUCACACCUCAAUGAGGAUAACAACACCAGGGUUCUGUUUGAACGUGUCCUCACCUCAGGAAACCUGUCGCCAGAGAAGUCAGGUGAGGUCUGGUCUCGUUUUCUGGCCUUCGAGAGCAACAUAGGCGACCUGGCCAGUAUUCUAAAGGUGGAACGGCGCCGGUUCUCUGCCUUCAAGGACGAGUAUGAAGGCAAGGAGACGGCCUUGCUAGUUGACAGAUACAAGUUCAUGGACCUGUAUCCUUGCUCUACGAGUGAACUGAAGGCCCUCGGGUACAAGGAUGUGUCUCGUGCCAAACUGGCUUCUCUGCUUCCUGAGGCUGUGGUGGUGCCCUCCGUGCCCACGCUGAAGGACGAACUAGACCGAAAACCAGAGUACCCCAAACCAGACACCAAUCAGAUGAUUCCCUUCCAGCCGCGGCACUUGGCCCCUCCGGGUCUGCACCCUGUCCCUGGUGGAGUGUUCCCUGUCCCCCCUGUGGCCGUCAUUCUAAUGAAGCUGCUUCCCCCGCCUGCGUGUUUCACCGGUCCAUUUGUUCAAGUGGAUGAGCUCAUAGAGACUUUCAGGAGAUGCACGCUUCCUGAAACUGUCGAAGCCGCUGUCGAACUCAUCACAGGCAGACUCCCCGACGCCAGUGGGGAAGGCAACGGCGCCAUGGAGAACCACGCCAUAGCCAAGUCCCUCAAGAGGCCCAACGCCGACUCGGAUGAGGAAGACGACAAAGGAGCAGUGGCGCCGCCCGUCCACGACAUCUACCGUGCUCGCCAACAGAAGAGGAUUCGAUAAGGAAGAGCCUUACAAGAAUGUACCAAGUGGCCAAAGGAGGUAAAUAAGUUUGUCUGUGGAGAGCGUCAGCUGCCGUACAUACACACUAUACCUGAGUGUCCUUGUGUUUUUAUGUUGAAAGACUGAUGAAGAUACUGUACAAAGUUUUUAAAGUCAUCUGUUCAGUUUUGGCCUUGUGAUGUUCCAGUGACGGCAAAUAUUUUUAGAUAACUGGAUCCAUCCACUGACUCCUUUCAAUAAAAGUGUACAAUACAUCCAUCAUGUGUUUUGAGCUUUCACAUUCUGGUUGGAUAAUACAAAAUCACGUCAGAUGGUUGAUGCUCUAUGUGUCCACAAGAGGGUGGUAUUUUGACAUACAAUAAAAAAGUAAAAGAAAUUUAUGAGAAAAAAUAUAAAAUAAUGUUAAAAAUGUGCUUUACAAUUUAUUUAAAAUAGAAACUUUGUGGAAAACAUACACUAUGUAAAAAGGAAAAAAAAAAAAACAGCAUUU